Molecule: messenger RNA, 765 nt
Organism: Lates calcarifer (barramundi perch)
Lineage: Eukaryota; Metazoa; Chordata; Actinopteri; Centropomidae
Product: trace amine-associated receptor 7e-like
Exons: 3
Coding region: 1-765 (254 amino acids)
Biological process (GO): G protein-coupled receptor signaling pathway
Cellular component (GO): membrane
Molecular function (GO): trace-amine receptor activity
Source: RefSeq, a predicted model, not a curated record
AUGGAGGCACUGGAAGAUGCUGAACUCUGCUUUCCCCAACUCAACAACUCCUGUAGGAAGACAACUCUUCCUCAUUCGAAGGCUGCGCUCAUUUACACUGUGCUGUCUGGCAUCACUCUGCUCAUUGUGGUUCUUAACCUGCUGGUCAUCAUCUCUAUCUCAUACUUCAGGCAGCUCCACACCACCACCAACCUCCUCCUCCUCUCUCUGGCUGUUGCAGACUUCCUUGUGGGUUUUGUGCAGAUGCCAACUGAAAUCCUGCACCUCCAAGGCUACUUGAACCUGGGUGAUUUCAUAUGCGCUUUGCAUUACUUUGCGAGUUUCCUCAUAGUCAGUGUUUCAGUGGGAAGCAUGGUGCUCAUAUCAGUUGACCGUUAUGUGGCUAUUUGUGAUCCAAUGUUUUACACCACCAAAGUUACUCUGAAUAGAGCUCGUGCCAUGCGCUCUCAUAUUGCAGCUGUCACGCUCCAGCGUUCAGAGACUGUCAAAGCUAAGAAAUCUGAGAUGAAAGCAGCCAGGACUCUUGGUGUUGUAGUAGUUGUGUUUCUUCUGUGCUCUUGUCCAUAUUAUUGUGUCACUGUUGCAGCUGAGCACAACUCAGUAGGGAUGUCAUCUACAGUGAUUGUGAUUUGGCUGUUAUAUUUUAACUCCUGUCUAAAUCCUGUGAUCUAUGUUUUUUUCUAUCCCUGGUUCAGAAAAUCUAUGAAAUAUAUUAUUACACUUCAGAUACUGAAGCCUGGCUCCUCUGAGGCCAAUUUUAUGUAG